UGACAUUUGGUCGAGAUUCGAGAACUAGACAAAAUGGGAAAGGUUAUGACGAAGUAUGAGAAAAUGUUGAAUCAUUUAUAAUUUAAUGUACAAAAAAGAUGUUCUAGAUAUACGAAAAAUGUAUAUAUUAUUACAGGAGUAAACGAGAAUGGAAUUUUCAACUUUGAUAGUUCCUUUAACUAAUAAUAUGUGUCGAACUUGUUUAGUAGAAUUUGAUUCCAAUGACGCCGCCAUGUUUAUGAAUAUACAGGAUCUCAUUGAACAUGAAAUUAAUAAAAUAAAAUUAAUAGAUAUCUUAGUUUUCCUAAAUUGCUUGGAGCAUAAUGAUGAAGAAAACUGGCCUCAAGGAAUGUGUGCAUCUUGUGUAUCGACAGCUUUAAUGGCUUAUAGCUUUAAACUGAAUUGUUUGAAAGCUAAUGCCACUCUUUCACAAAUAUUAACUCUGCAACAACAGACUUCUCAGCAAUCUGAUAUAGACAAUAUUGAUAUAAAUGUUGUUUAUCAAGAUCAUGAAUAUGAAGUCCCCCUAUUUAGCAGUCAGUCUGUUCUAGAUUUUGAAUCUAAUCUGCCUUCUAAUAAGGAACUAACUCCAUUGCCUCCAGUCACUGAGAUAACAUCUACUGAACAUCCACCACGAAAAGAAGGAGAGAAAAAAUAUUCAUGUAGCUUGUGUAGUAAAUCAUUUACCCGCAUAUAUAGUCUGAGAUACCAUAUGGCCACACACAGUGACUUUCGCAAACAUUUGUGCCCUAAAUGUGGGAAAGCUUUCUUUACUUAUAAUGGACUAAGUCAACAUCUGCGAUCACAUAGGGAGACAGCCCAGUUCAAAUGUGGCUUCUGCAAUAAAACAUACAAAUCGAGGCAGUCCCUUAAAGAACACUUUCGUGUAGCACACUCAAGUAAUCGCAAGUUAUUUGUUUGUGUUACUUGUGGAAAAAGAUUCACAGCAAAGUCAACACUAGUGAUGCAUACAAAGACUCAUACCGGGCAAAAAGAAUUUGCCUGUUCAUUGUGUCCUAAAACAUAUACAAGGGCUUCCUACUUAAGAGCACAUGCUCAUAUACAUAGUGGAAGUGAAAGACCCAGAAAAUUUCAAUGUCCUUACAGUAAUUGCAAUAGGAGUUUUGCAACCAAGCAUUCACUGUUAGUCCAUAUAGCUCACACACACAGAACUGAAAGACCCCAUCAAUGUGAUAUUUGUAUGAAGGGUUUUGCUACUAUGUCAGGUUUAAAGAUACAUAAAAUUUCUCACACUGCUAAUAAAGAGGUAACUUGUGAGACUUGUAAUAAGAAAUUAUCAAAUAAGAGAGUAUUACAAAAGCAUAUGAAGGUACAUGGAGUGAAUGAGUGAAAACUUUGGUAUUUUGUUUUGUAGAUGUAGGCUUUAAAUUUGAAUAUUGAUUCAGUGUCAAAAAUACUUAUGACUGCUUAUUGUUUAAAUCAAUAAAGUAUAUCAAAUUCAA
This is a messenger RNA of Colias croceus (clouded yellow), 1463 nucleotides long. Its product is annotated as zinc finger protein 391-like. The transcript has 2 exons. The record is from RefSeq and is a predicted model, not a curated record. Gene Ontology annotation, molecular function: DNA-binding transcription factor activity; zinc ion binding; RNA polymerase II transcription regulatory region sequence-specific DNA binding. Gene Ontology annotation, cellular component: nucleus. NCBI's taxonomy places the organism in Eukaryota, Metazoa, Arthropoda, Insecta, Lepidoptera, Pieridae. Gene Ontology annotation, biological process: negative regulation of DNA-templated transcription. The coding region runs from base 149 to 1351 and encodes 400 amino acids.